This is a messenger RNA of Limanda limanda (common dab), 498 nucleotides long. Its product is annotated as transmembrane protein 252-like. The record is from RefSeq and is a predicted model, not a curated record. The transcript has 2 exons. NCBI's taxonomy places the organism in Eukaryota, Metazoa, Chordata, Actinopteri, Pleuronectiformes, Pleuronectidae. Bases 1 to 498 code for a protein of 165 amino acids.
AUGAAUGUGACGAAGCCGAUGUUGUCUUUGGCCUGUGUCCUCCUGCACUGCCUGGGCAAUGGGAUGACGCUCAUCGGGGUCCACCUGCUGUUCCUGCAGACCGAGUUAAAGAUGUCCUUGAAGACCCUCCCUGCCUAUAUGUUGAUCAUCUCCGGCCUCUUGCUGGUCCUCAUCGGGUUCCUCUGGGUCAUCUGUCACAGCAUAAAGAGCAAGAAGUACCAGAGAGAAACACCUGAGCAGCAGGUCCAAAUCUACACCACUGACAGACCAGGCUUCUUUCCUCCGUCGUACGAGGACUGCCGGGCAGGCCGGGUCUCUUCUUCGGGUGCCCCCCCCGAGUCUACGGCUGUGGAUGCUGAGAUCCUCGCUCCUCCUCUGUACAGCCAGGACAGCUCCCAGACCCCGGACUGCACGUGGAGCUGGGAGCAACCUCCUCGGUACAGUCAGCUGGAGCAGCAGGGACAGGGGGGUGCAGAGGAGCUGAGGGGAGAAACAUAG